This is a messenger RNA of Manihot esculenta (cassava), 345 nucleotides long. Its product is annotated as cyclin-dependent protein kinase inhibitor SMR3. The transcript has a single exon. The record is from RefSeq and is a predicted model, not a curated record. Lineage: Eukaryota; Viridiplantae; Streptophyta; Magnoliopsida; Malpighiales; Euphorbiaceae. The coding region runs from base 1 to 345 and encodes 114 amino acids. Gene Ontology annotation, biological process: regulation of DNA endoreduplication.
AUGUCUACUGAUCUUGAGUUAGGUCAAGAUUUGCCGGGGAUUAAAGUUCCUCUCAUCGAGAUUCAAACACUAGGAACUUGCAGCAGCUCGAAAGAAGUUGUUGAUCCAAUAACUCAACAAGAAAAUGCAGAGGAAUGUUGUCGAACUCCAACAUCUGAGGAACACAAGAUUCCUGCUAUCUUACAAUGUCCGCCGGCGCCUCGAAAACCGAAGAGAAGGACUGUCUUAUGCAAAAGGAAGUUGUCGGAAUUUGAAUUCUUAAACUGCCAAGAAGUGGAAUCUUUAUUUCGGUCAAGCUCUGAGGUUGUUGCAGUUGCAAAGAAGAGAUUGUGCCCUUCUGAAUGA